Drosophila takahashii is the source of this 1180-nucleotide messenger RNA. RefSeq names its product NADH dehydrogenase (ubiquinone) complex I, assembly factor 6 homolog sicily (gene sicily). Gene Ontology annotation, biological process: biosynthetic process; mitochondrial respiratory chain complex I assembly. The record is from RefSeq and is a predicted model, not a curated record. Gene Ontology annotation, cellular component: mitochondrion. NCBI's taxonomy places the organism in Eukaryota, Metazoa, Arthropoda, Insecta, Diptera, Drosophilidae.
ACAGAUGCGGCGCCUGGUGCGAAAUUGGAAUUGCCGAUUGUUACUCAACGCCAAAUCCGGCCAAGAAAUCGUGCAAACUGGAUAUGCCGGCGUCCAUCAGCAGGCCAAGUCCGAGUCCGAAUCCUGUGCCCAGGAGAAAGGCGGAGGAGCACGAGCGGCGGAUAAGAAUGGUUAUGCGGCCAAGCACUGCAUGAGUUUGGUGGAGAAGUACGACCACGAGAACUACCUGUGCACCCUGCUGCUUCCGAGGGAGCUGCGCCGUGCCGCCUUCGCUCUGCGGGCAUUCAACGUGGAGGUCUCCAGAUCGGUCAGCGGUCAUCAAAUCGAGCCGCAAAUAGCUCGAAUGCGACUCAAGUUCUGGCACGACUCCAUAGACAAAUGCUUCGAGGCCGAGACGCAGCGAUCCUAUGCCGAGGACCAGCCCGUCCUGCGCGAACUCAAGCACACGGUGGGCAGCCGCAAGCUGAACAAGGUCUACCUGCGUCGCCUGGUCACGGCACGCGAACGUCCGGCCAGCCAGGGAUUCGAGUCGAUACGCGAACUCGAGGAGUACGCCGAACAGGCCUUCUCCUCGCUGCUGCUCCUGCUUUUGGAGGUGGGCGGAGUGCGGGACCUGCAGGUGGAUCACGCAGCCUCCCAUUUGGGCAAAGCCCAGGGAAUCGCCACCAUGCUGCGGGCCAUUCCGCUUGCGGGACGCCAGCAGGCGGUCUGCGUGCCGCUCGAGGUGCUCGUGCGGCAUGGCGUCAGUCAGGAGCGCAUCAUACGCUCCAAAAGCGACGACAAGGGCGUCGAGGAGUGCAUAUUCGAGGUGGCCAGUGCCGCCAACACGCACCUAAAGCUCGCCCGGCAGCUCCACGAGCAGGUGUCGCCCCAGGUGCGCAAGAUCUUCCUGUCCGCCGUGGCCACGGAUGCCUAUCUGGAGCGCCUGCGUCGCGCCAACUUCCUGCUAACCCACAAGAGCUGCGUAGGACGCGACUCCCUGCUGCCCGCACGUCUUUUCUGGAAGUCCCUGCUUAAUCGCUACUGAUGGCAGUUAAUUUAGUAGUAGUUUAGGCUUAAUGCCUCAUUGUUGACUUCUUUAAUUAAAACUGUUUUAAAAUGACUGUAAAGAAAAUCUCUGGUAUCGAUGGAAUCAUUUUUCUCAAGUUCUUAAAGCUACAAGAGUUAAUUUUUUAAUUUA